Molecule: messenger RNA, 1020 nt
Organism: Truncatella angustata
Lineage: Eukaryota; Fungi; Ascomycota; Sordariomycetes; Amphisphaeriales; Sporocadaceae
Product: ribonuclease H2 subunit A
Exons: 2
Coding region: 1-1020 (339 amino acids)
Biological process (GO): DNA replication, removal of RNA primer; mismatch repair
Cellular component (GO): ribonuclease H2 complex
Molecular function (GO): RNA binding; RNA-DNA hybrid ribonuclease activity
Source: RefSeq, a predicted model, not a curated record
AUGACCGACGACACACCCAACCUCGACCUCGAGACCCCCAUCUCCGACGUCUUCGUCCCGCCCUCCAUCCACCGCGACGCUCUGCUGGGCGGGGAGUCUUACGAGCACUACUCACCGGUGCCCGCCGCCCUUCUCCCGCCAUCUUCCCCCGACUCUUCUUCAACGUCACCCUCAUCGCCACAAACCCUCGGACCCGAAUGCUGCCUCGGCGUCGACGAAGCCGGCCGCGGCCCCGUCCUGGGCCCCAUGGUCUACGGCGUCUUCUACCUGCCCCUGCCGCUCUCGGACCCCCUGCUCAAGGCCGCCCACCACUUCGACGACUCCAAGGUGCUCACGCCGGCGGUGCGGUCGGACCUGAUGCAGGCGCUCUGCACCGCCGGGUCGGACCUGCACGCGUCGUGCGGCUGGGCGACGCACAGCCUGUCGGCGCGGGACAUCGGGGCCAACAUGAUGCGGCCGGCGGCGGCGUACAACCUGAACGCCCAGGCGAUGGACGCGACCGUGUCCCUGAUCAAGGGGGUCCUGGCGCGCGGGGUCAACGUCCGGGAGAUCUACGUGGACACCAUCGGCCAGCCGGCGGCGUACCAGAAGAGGCUGGAGCGCGUGUUCCCCACGACCAAGAUCACCGUCGCCAAGAAGGCCGACAGCCUGUACCCGUGCGUGUCGGCCGCGUCCGUCUGCGCCAAGGUCACGAGGGACGCGGCCCUCGAGGCGACGCAGAAGCCCCAGGACGGGGGCAUGGCUUGGGGCUCUGGGUAUCCUUCAGAUGGCCGCUGCGUCGGUUGGAUGCGGUCAAACAUGCAUCCCGUCUUUGGCUGGGGUCCCGAGUGCAGGUUUAGCUGGGGCACGGCAAAGGACAUGCUGGAUGCCAAGGGCGGAGUAAAGAUCGAUUGGCCGCUGGAUGAGGAAGAGGGCACGAGCCGAGUGACGGAUUUCUUUUUGGAUAGCGGUGCGAAAGAGAAGGACGCAGACGAGCUUGGGACGUGGUUUGGGACGCCUGCUGGCCUGGAAGCCUUCUAA